Messenger RNA from Cyphellophora europaea CBS 101466, 1233 nucleotides. RefSeq lists its product as uncharacterized. The record is from RefSeq and is a predicted model, not a curated record. Gene Ontology annotation, biological process: double-strand break repair via homologous recombination; DNA strand invasion. Gene Ontology annotation, molecular function: four-way junction DNA binding. The coding region runs from base 1 to 1233 and encodes 410 amino acids. Gene Ontology annotation, cellular component: centrosome; replication fork; Rad51B-Rad51C-Rad51D-XRCC2 complex. NCBI's taxonomy places the organism in Eukaryota, Fungi, Ascomycota, Eurotiomycetes, Chaetothyriales, Cyphellophoraceae. The transcript is spliced from 2 exons.
AUGUCCGUCGAGCAGUUCGGCGCAAGCUUGCUCGGUGAAGUGCGAGAAGAGAGUCUAGAUGAGCUUCUGAGGGAUCUCGCAACGACUCUAGACCCUCGUCCGAAAGACAUUCUUGGCUUGAGGGAGGUAGAUCGGCUCCUCGAGCUCUUUCGCUACCACCGACCUGGAACACCCACCCGUCGGCCAGGAUGGACAACAGCAGAAGAGGCAGGGGAAGGCUCCAUCUCCGGUGAUGUCGAUGCCGGCGACCCUGCCGCAGAGCCACUGAAGGCCCGGCCACCCAUCAUUGAGAUCUCGAGCACCCUCUCAGCAGCCGGCAAGACGAGCUUCCUCUACCUUUUGACGGCACAUGCCCUCCUCCCCGUUCUCUACGGUGGCCUAGAAUCCACUGCUCUCUGGCUUGAUACCGAUGGCCGCUUCUCGGCUCUCCGCCUCUCCCACAUCAUGUCCCAUCUCCUCAGCGCGUCCCCAUCCCAGCCAUCUUCCUCCACCAUCCACUCCACGAUUGACUCCUCCCUCCGCCAACUCCACAUCCUCACGCCCACAACAUCCUCUCAGCUCCUCGCCAGCCUCGAAUCCCUCCCCUCAGCCCUCCUAUCCCUCGCUUCCUCCCGCCCAUUCCGCCUCUUGAUCCUCGACUCCGCCACCGCCUUCGCCCACCAAGACCGCUUCGACGCCGACAUCGCCCGCCUGGAAGCCGGCGCAGAGUACUACAACGCCUCCCGCCCCCGCACCCCAUCACGCACCGCCCAGAUCAUCUCCGCCCUAUGCACCAUUCAGCAACAGUUCAGGUGCACCCUCAUCUUCACCACAACGCCGCAACACCCCGGGUUCAAUACCCGCCCCCUCACGACUCCCGCCACCACCAGCAGCGGCUCCGCAACAGGAGGCCAGCGUCCCCAGCACCAGCACCAGCACCAGCACCAGCCCCAACGGCCCGACGAGCCCGUGCCCAUCUCGCCCUGGAACGCCCUCGCGACCCUAACGCUGAAAGUGGAGCGCACGGCCGUUACGCAGUUCGCGCCGAGCGCCGGCCUGACCGAGUGUCUGCGCGACCGGGAGAAGCGGCAGGAGGCGGUGGGCGCGGGCAAGUUUGUGGUGCGUCUGGAUUGGGAGGGAGCGGAGCGGUGGCCGCCGGGGGUUAGGGAGGUGGUGCUGGGAGGGGGAGGGGUUGAGGGGGGCCGGGGGAGGAUUGAGAUGAGGAUUCAUGGGGAGGGGGUGGAUGUUGGUUAA